GCUCAGAGACACACUCACUGUGGUACCUUCUCUGAAGUGUUCCACAUUUCCACUGCUCCCUGAGCGUCUCUUAGUUUCCGCUAGCUACAAGAAGCAGUUUACCAGAGUUGCUUCUGAAGUUUGUGGAGAUAGAGGGAAGGCACAGGGUCAGCAGUUUAGAAGAGGCCAGUGCAAGAGCAAGCUAUGGAGGGCUCAACUGGGGUCUUCCGUCUUCUGCUACUCCUGGGAGUGGUUUUACUGCCUCAGGAGGUUCAAGCUAGAGCCCCCAUCAAAGCCUUGUUGAAUGUGUGUGAGAACCUGACCUGUGGCAGCCCCAAUGCUCUCUACGCCCAUCCCACCUACUGCACGCAGUAUGUCCACUGCAUCAAUGGUUUCCCUUACGUCAAGACUUGUCCUUCAGAGCUUCACUUCAGUGCUGGCAAAGGAUCAUGUGACCUGCCAGAAGAGGCUCAGUGUGUCCCCUUCCAAGAGUCAUGUCAGCUUGAGUCACCCUAUGUGGCUGAUGGUGCAACUGAUGGACUAGUGGUGUGCGACUGUGGUGGUACCUGCACCAAGCCUCACCCGUACCUCUGUAAUGCCUACUACCAUUGUGAUGCAGUGAGUGAUCUCUAGAAUUAUGGUGAAUUGUG
Cherax quadricarinatus is the source of this 629-nucleotide messenger RNA. The record is from RefSeq and is a predicted model, not a curated record. Lineage: Eukaryota; Metazoa; Arthropoda; Malacostraca; Decapoda; Parastacidae.